AGAAACAGCAUUGGUGGGUUUACAAUGGUAGAGUGGCCUAUGGAGAUUUCCUACGGUAAAUGCCCCAUCAUCUCUAUUUUCAUAUCUAUAGGUCAGGCCUGCUAGAUAGUUUAUCUAUUCGAAUUUGUCAUUCUUUGGGCGAACACAGAAACGCGAAGAUUUAAGAAGUAACCGUACGUCACGAAUCAUACGCCCGUUUCUGAUGUCACCAUGCUAGCGAUUGUGAUGAAAAGAAAAUCACAUCAAGUCACGUGACGCUUUGCUCUGACGUCAUCACGUGAAUCAUCUGAAGUGGCUGUUAGUCUCAAGAAUGGGUUCGGAUAUUCCCGGCUUUCUUAGAAUUGUCCUAAUUCUUGGUACGGCUCUCUUCAUCGGCAUCGCUCAUGGCAAACGUCACCCUCCUUCAGGACGCAGAUGUCCAGAUGUACUCAGGUGUAAUUGUGACUUUAAAAAAAAUUCUCUCUCCUGCUUUAACAUUUCAACGAUGCCUAAUAUACCGUCGUGGGUUAGCGGGGUUAGCCUCUAUGGAGGACAGGACAAGACUUUGACGUUGACGGAUGCUGGCCAGCUUCACAAUCACGUGUUUGACUUUGCAAUCAAGUCAUAUAAGCAGGUCGAAAUCAGUGGCGACUUUUUCCAAUCAGAUUCGAGUCUUAUUUCGCUCAGUCUUAUUAGUAUUGGCAGAACUUCGCUGACCAAAGAUUUCUUUAAAAACAUUCGGAAUGCAACAAAAAUUGCCUUCAGGAAUUGCAACCUUCGCGACCUCGAAAGCGGCAUUUGGAAGGGUCUGAGGCCAGAGGUACUGGCAUUCACACACAAUUCAAACAAAAUCCCGAUGAACCAGAUUGUGGAUGCCGUCUGUUCGCUUGACCCGUCUCAACUGCACUCUGUUGACUUCACCGCCCUCGGACUUCGCCGUAUUCCCACACAGAUGGCUGAAUGCCUUCGAUCUCGACGGCGGGGCCUCUCACUUCAUUUGAAUCAAAACAACUUCUCAGACGUCGCGAGCCUAAAGUCUCUCGCACGUGUGAAAAAUUUGGAAACACUGUAUGUUGUUGGUUCUAAUAUAACCGAAUCUGCUGCUCUCGAAUUCAUCCGCGGAAUGAAGCUCAAAAAGAUCGAUAUCAGCAAUAACAAUCUUCCCAACGGAGAAGUGAAAAAGAUAAUGUGUUUCCUGGAUCCGAGGGUGAUCGAGAAUAUAGAUGCGAGUGGGAACAAGAUUGGAUAUAUCGGGGACGAUUAUUUCAGCUGUUUGGCAAAGAAUAAGCUGAAAGAACUGAUACUUAGACGCGGCAACAUAACUGGUCUGUCUAAACUCGCCCUGGGUAACUUUCUAGGCUACUUAAACCUAGAUUUGACUGGUAAUAGGAUACCACCGGAGGAUUUGACGUUCGUCGCAGCGGUGGAAAAGGUCGUUUCACUCCAUCUAAGCCAGAACGGAUUAACUAGGUUUCCAAACUUCAAGGUGAAUGGUUCAUGUCUCAACAUCAAACAUUUGGUAUAUCUUCAUUUGGUUGAGAACGAUAUCAGGACCGUAGAAGAGGAAGACACAAUAUGUUUAUAUCGGUUGCAGACCUUGACCCUGAAACAAAACAAGAUUGUUGAGUUACCAAAAAACGCUUUUAGGAACUUGACCAAUCUCAGCCAACUGUCUUUAGGGGCCAACAAGAUGAAGAGACUCGGCCGGAAUUCCCUGCCAAAACAGUUAAGAGGUUUAGAUCUUGUGGAAAAUGAUUUCGAUUAUUACGGACUCUCUCCGAUCGCAGAUUUGAACAAACUUCAACAAUUCUGGACAACGGGAUCAGAUGACAUCAACUGGCGCUGGUUAUUCAUCAACAAAACUGAACUUCAGUGUCUUCAAAUUGGUUCUGGUAAAAUAACGCUGAGUCAGCUAAAGGAUAUAUUGCGUAAUGUGACGUCUUUAAAGAUUCUCCUUCUUGACAAAAUCAGCAUACAGGAGAUACCACACGAAAUAUUGCAGCUCAAACAUUUAAGAACAUUGUCGCUGUUAAACAACAAAAUCGAAUUGAUUCCGGAACAGUUUAUAACGAAAUUUGAUACACUGUCGAUGUUUAGAUUGGAUAAUAAUCCGUUCGCUUGCAACUGCAGCCUCGUGCCGUUUUCAAGUUGGCUCAGAAGUGCAAGCCGGUCGGCAACGGUGAGAGGUCUGGACCAAACCCACUGCUUCUCUCCCGCAUCCUACAAAGGCACUCCACUGUUUAACUUCGAGAAGGAUUGUCGUAACCUGCUCCCUAUCAUUCUUCCUUCUGCUCUCGUCCCACUGGUGAUCCUGAUCGUCGUCGCAAUAACAGUCUCGGUGCGAUAUCGAGGCUACAUCCGGUAUUGCUGCAUGCUGGUCCGGGCAAGAUGGCGCGGCUAUGAAGCUCUCAAUGAAGGCCGCAGCUUUAAGUACGACACGUUUGUUUCCUACAACAAGGAAGACGCGGCAUGGGUAUUGCGAGUGCUGCGACCAAAGUUGGAGGAUGAAGCCGGCUACCAGAUUUGUCUCCAUGACAGAGAUUUCACUGUUGGCGAGGAUAUCGUGGACAACAUUAUCAUGUCCAUUGAUCAAAGCAGGAAAACCAUCCUCGUCCUCAGCGACAACUUUGCCAAGUCUCAAUGGUGUCAGCUCGAGAUGAGUCUUGCGCAACACAAAUUGUUCGAAGACAACCGCGAUGUGCUCAUCUUGAUCCGAAUCGGGGAAGUUGUAGAGGGAAAUAUGACAAGGACCAUGCGCAUGCUCAUGCGCACCAAAACGUACAUCGCGUGGCCGCAGGGUGAGGAAGGAGUCGAUCUGUUCUGGAAGAAUCUCGUCUUUGCAUUGAGACGUCCACCAGGGGUCGUAAUGGAGGAUCCGGAAUGGCCAGUCGGGGGCGCAAUGGUCCAAAACGGCUAAACCAGUGGCCUUUUGGUAGCCCAUUAUAUCGCCGAUCCGCUACGCUGUACAUCGAGCCUAUGCGCGACCUCAAAAAGCCAGGAAUUCCAGCCCAAACGCCUUUAAGCUUACUUCGCAAGCUGAAGCGAAAGUGAAGCAGACUGACGAAUUUUUCACGAUAUUUCUAAAUGUUUUAACACUUUCUAAGUGAAAUUUAUUUGGGCCUACUGACUCACUCAUUCUAUGAGGCCUAUCGCAGAGAGUGAAUGCUACUUGAAGACAUACUCUCAGGCAAGCAUAUGUAGUUGUGUGGCCCCCUACUUACAUGAUCAGUUGCACCAGUACAUAGACCUAUAAAGAAUAAAAACAAGUCAAUAGCACGAGCUACCGUUGCCGUAGCACUGUGGCACUGGCAUAUUUUAGCAGGAAGGCACUGUCAUAGAAGCUCUAUUGGCAGUAUGAUCCUGUAGGGUAGCCAGUUUAUUCAUCUAAAGCGGCCGGCAAACAAGUAUGGGCGGUUAUUACCGCAAAUAAAGACAAACCAAAGCAAAGACACUUGUGUAGCAUAUCAAGGACACGUAGAUUGAUACUCCUGGGCGGUUAUUACCGCAAAUAAAGACAAACCAAAGCAAAGACACUUGUGUAGCAUAUCAAGGACACGUAGAUUGAUACUCCUGGGCGGUUAUUACCGCAAAUAAAGAC
Messenger RNA from Lineus longissimus, 3577 nucleotides. Its product is annotated as toll-like receptor 6. The record is from RefSeq and is a predicted model, not a curated record. Gene Ontology annotation, molecular function: protein binding; transmembrane signaling receptor activity. Bases 311 to 2896 code for a protein of 861 amino acids. Lineage: Eukaryota; Metazoa; Nemertea; Pilidiophora; Heteronemertea; Lineidae. The transcript has 2 exons. Gene Ontology annotation, cellular component: plasma membrane. Gene Ontology annotation, biological process: toll-like receptor signaling pathway; immune response; inflammatory response.